AUGGAAUCGAGAAAACGGAAGCUUCCUCAGGCCGACUUGCAAAGACGAGUCAGGGCGAGAGCCGAGCCAGAACCUGACCUGGAUAGCCGUGAUGAGAUGAGCGACAGUGCACCUAGUGAAGAGGAUGUCCAAGAGAGCGAGUCGGGGUCAGGGCCUAGUUCGGACAGCGAGAGUUCCGACGGAUCUGAUGGAAACAACUCAUCUGAGGAAGAUGAGGAUGAGGAACAAGGCGCUUCUGUUGAUGCCUCGAAAAUUUCAUUUGGGACGCUGGCCAAAGCCCAAGCCAAGCUUUCCCAGUCAGGGCGCCGGAAGAAGAAGGGCGACCCCUCCGACGACGAUGGCCCAGAAGAAGAGGACGACGCUCCCAAACCGAGAGAGCAAGCCCCCAAGAAGGAGAAGCCGCCCUCCCGCAGCAGCAAGCACGCGCCGCAGGAGGUGUCGUCCAAGCGGCCCGUCUCACGCAAGCGCGAGAUCAUCCCCGUGAAGAAGGUCCAGUACCGGGACCCACGCUUCGACCCGCUCGUGACGGGCCAGUCCGUCAAGACCAAGGCGGACGAGGACCACGUCCGCAAGGCCUACGCCUUCCUGGACGAAUACCGCGAGGACGAGCUGCGCAAGCUCAAGGGCGCGAUCAAGAAGGCCAAGACCCCGGCCGAGAAGGAGCAGCUGCAGCGCGCCUACAUGUCGAUGGAGAGCAGGAAGAAGGCCAGGGAGAAGAAGGACAAGGAGAGGGCCUUGGUGGAGGAGCACAGGCGGCGCGAGAAGGAGCUUGUCAAGGAGGGCAAGAAAUCGAAGCCAUUCUACCUGAAGAAGUCGGAGCAGAAGAAGCAACUGCUGACGGAGCAGUUCUCUGCCUUGUCCGAGAAGCAGAGGGAGAAGGCGAUCGAGAAGAAGAGGAAGAAGGUCGCGGGCAAAGAGAAAAAGGCAAUGCCUAUGGAAAGAAGAGCACGGGAGUAG
This is a messenger RNA of Diaporthe citri, 957 nucleotides long. RefSeq lists its product as uncharacterized. Gene Ontology annotation, cellular component: 90S preribosome; nucleolus. The coding region runs from base 1 to 957 and encodes 318 amino acids. The record is from RefSeq and is a predicted model, not a curated record. The transcript is spliced from 2 exons. Gene Ontology annotation, biological process: maturation of SSU-rRNA from tricistronic rRNA transcript (SSU-rRNA, 5.8S rRNA, LSU-rRNA). NCBI's taxonomy places the organism in Eukaryota, Fungi, Ascomycota, Sordariomycetes, Diaporthales, Diaporthaceae.